This is a messenger RNA of Suillus bovinus, 600 nucleotides long. RefSeq lists its product as uncharacterized. NCBI's taxonomy places the organism in Eukaryota, Fungi, Basidiomycota, Agaricomycetes, Boletales, Suillaceae. The coding region runs from base 1 to 600 and encodes 199 amino acids. The transcript is spliced from 5 exons. The record is from RefSeq and is a predicted model, not a curated record.
AUGACAUUAGAUGAAAUGGAUAUCCAAGGAGCUGAAGAGCAAACUCAGAUAUUUACUUGGCACACCAUUGAUGCAGUCUAUGCAAGUUAUGCCGCGGCGCAACACCGUGUAUGCCAGUACACACAACUUGCGAAAAUUUAUCAACUAGAGGCAGAUGACUGGGCCGUCAAAAUUGAGAAGGCCAAUCAUCUCAUGCCUGACUAUAAGCCUGUAUGGGGGACUGUCAUGUUUGAGCUAGCCAUCAACAAGCAAUUGCUCUUGGCUUGUUCGCUUAAUAUGCUUGUACAACUAGCCAUUACUUACCAUUAUCCAUAUUGUGUGCAUAUUUUGGAGUUGCUCGUGGUACGACAAGUCGGCCUUACUUCAUACCUGGUUACAGUUAUCCGAAAUUCAACGCUCACAUCACUUCAUAUUGUCGACCUUCAAAGUUUCAAGUUUCCCAACAAUGACUGCUGUAAUUGUGCUUUGCUCUUAGCUGAUUUUGAUGGUCACAGUGAUGACGCUUGCACGACCUCAUCUAUGACCGCAUUGCUGAAGCCAGGAUCCCCUGAUGCGACAACUUCCUGGGAGGAGUGCUUGGGCCAGAGUACUCCAUCCUGA